AAAAGAAGAAAGUUCAAAACUCUUGUUUCAACUUUGGAUUGGGAAAUCUACGUAUGCAUUUCGAAGAAAAAAGCUCGUGCCUUUGGGUUCUGUUUUUGCUCUACACACCAUAUCAAGUGAGUUUCAUUCUUAGCUUAGCAUUCGACCAUUGAUCUUGACAGAUAAAAGAAAUAUGAAUAUCAUGCUGGCUAAGUUUAUCUUUCAUCUCUUUAUGUUUCCUUUUGAUGUGUUUGCUAUGGAUGAACAUGUUUUCCAUGAAAAAAUAGUCAGUGUUUAAUGAAGUGAGUUGAGAAUUAUGAGUUCUUAUUUCAAUUUCUAUCUUGCCAAGCUUGUGGCAGCUCUGGUACCUGUGUUCGGUGGGAGAUAGCAGGCACCAUGAAAUAAGUUGAGGUGUGCGCAAGUUGGUUCGGAUACCACGGUUAUGAAAAGCAUGUUCUGUAUGAAAAAUAAAUUUAUAUGGAAAGCGUUCUAUGUUAGUGCCAUUUAAUUUCUAUUCGGGUUAGCCUUGUAGGUGGUAUGAUGAUAGUUUCUUCAAUGGAAGUUUUUCAUAUUAGAGAGGGACAUUAAUACCAAAAUCGUAGAUUGAAGCAUCAAGAAAGUGAUAUGGAGUUAGAGUGAGGAUAUGUGUAAAGAAAAUGACUUCUCCAAUUUCUCUAUUGGUGGAAAACGUUUUCCAUGGGGAAAAGAUUUUCUACAAUUCAAAGUAAUCAAAAUUUGGGAAAUAAUCUCGUACCAAAGACACCCUUUGCAUAUACCUAGCAUCAACUGGCCUGUCUAAUGUUUUCUUCAAUUUUUGUUUAAUCAGCGGUAACAAGAUAGUAAUAGACAAAUGUCCAUGAAUAAAGUAAUCUGUCUGGGAGGUAUUGUCUGUUAGAUGAUAAAAGUUACAAGACCUUUUUAACUUACAGAAACUUCUAGAACUUAAACCUAUGGAUUUUUAAUUUGUUGAAAUAAUGUUGUUGCCAUAUAUAUUAACAAGAAGUGAGUUGGGGAAGUGAAAAAGAUGACAUUCAAUUCAAAAUGCCAGUUGCUUGUGCUGGUUGUCCUGCUGCUAACAGAAAUUGGGCCAAGUUUACAGACUCGACUAAGAAAUGGAAACAAGGUGAAAACUGCCAGUUUCCUAUCACCAAAUUUUGUGCUCGAACCUGGAUUAGUUGUUAACAAAUUUUACUACAACAUCGAUUUCCCUAAAGGCCAUAUUGCUAUCAAAAGUUUCGAUGCUGAAGUAGUUGAUGAGUCUAGGAAUCCGGUCCACCUUCACGAAACAUAUCUCCACCAUUGGCUUGUUGUAAGAUACUAUCAACGAAAAGGUUUGGAGAUGUCAAAGUACCCAGGCGAUCUGGGGUUCGACCAAUCGGAUUUUAUUAUAGUGAGGAACUCAGGACUAUGUGAGAGGGAUCUUUCUCAAUAUUUUGGCCUUGGGUCUGAAACUCGUAAAACAAUAACAUAUGUUCCAGACCCUUAUGGGAUAGAAGUUGGUAAUCCAGUAGAAGUACCUCCUGGAUAUGAAGAGAGAUGACUGCUUAACGUACAUGCAAUUGAAACACGAGGCUCCGAAGAUAGGUUGGGAUGCACAGAAUGCAGAUGUGAUCUUUAUAAUGUUACAAAGGAUGAGUAUGACCGAGAUAUAGAACCGAAUUACAUUGGAGGCAUGAGAUGUUGUCAUGAUGAAACAAGAUGCAGAACAAGAGAAGGGUUUCAGGGUCCAAAAAGAAGUUUGUACCUGAAGUACACAAUCAAAUAUGUUGAUUGGCAUGCUUUCAUUAUGCCUGUUAAUAUCUAUAUACUUGAUGUCACUGAUACAUGGAAAAAGCGGGAAUCAACAGGACUUAUUUCAAGACAUCACUGUCAGGAAAGAUACAUCUGGAGCCAGGAAUUAUGCAACUAUUUGCCUAUGUUAUUACGUUCUGCAGAUUAUCUAAUAUGAGUGAAAUAUGAAUGAUUGAAUAUGAAGUCGUGUUCUGCUGCUGUUGCUAAUAGUGGAUGCAUCCAUACAAAAAAGGUAAGUGUAACUUUGCCUAAUGGUGGAGAUGUUAUUUAUGGAGUUGCUCACCAGCAUGCGGGUGGGGCUGGUUCAACCCUCCUUGGAGAGGAUGGACGGGUUAUAUGCUCAUCACUUCCAAUCUAUGGAAAAGGAAAGGAACCAGGAAAUGAAGCUGGUUAUAUUGUUGGGAUGUCCACUUGUUAUCCUAGACCUGGCUCUGUCAAGAUAUCCAAGGGAGAGACUCUGACUUUACUAUCAAACUAUAGCAGUGAUCAAAGGCAUACAGGAGUUAUGGGCCUCUUCUAUAUAUUGGUUGCUGAACCGUUACCAAAACCAAGCUCUAUCCUGCAUUCUAGAGACAACCUCGGUGAUAUUGUAAUAUUACAUAAUGCUUGGGCCGUAGCAGUGUUUGGAAUUGCAGCACUUGUUGCUGCAAUUGUAACUUAUCAACGUCAGAGCGAAAGAGAAGAAGAGUAUGAAUCUAUCCUCUAAUGUGAGGUUCUAGUUUCAGCUGAUCUCUGGUGACCGGUAUAGAUCAUAGUGUAAGCUGUUUCAACUCUAGUUGGAUGCAAAGUUUUUAGGCAGUUCAACUGAAGUUGUUUAAGUCUAUGGUGUGCUUUGGUAUCUGUCUUAGUUUCCUAGCUACAUGUAACGUAUGUUUCAAUUUGUUUGAACCUAUUUCCUUUUUAAUCCGUGUAAAAAUAAAUGAUCUUUUUUCUAAU
Lycium barbarum (goji berry) is the source of this 2706-nucleotide messenger RNA. RefSeq lists its product as uncharacterized. Bases 1949 to 2476 code for a protein of 175 amino acids. The transcript is spliced from 5 exons. Lineage: Eukaryota; Viridiplantae; Streptophyta; Magnoliopsida; Solanales; Solanaceae. The record is from RefSeq and is a predicted model, not a curated record.